GCUCUGUGCCUGAUUAAAAGGGGAAAGGGGGAAGGAAGGACACAGAUAGAAAGCAACCACUGGACAGGAGCAUCCAGCAGUGAACGUGUCCAGACGGCUCCCCCGUGAACUUUCAUUCCUGCACUUUUCUCGUUCCUCACUUUGCAGCUGUGGUCCAUUAUGUACCGGGCAGUGGUGCUGCUGACUCUCAUCAGCACGAGCGCGGCUCUGAAACCCGAGUGGAUGCCGGGGGAUUAUCCUACGACAGAAGCAGGGGCUGAGAGCUUCGUGAGAGACUACAACGCAACUGCCGAAGAGGUCUUCUACUUCAGCACAGAGGCCAGCUGGAACUACAACACCAACCUGACAGAUCACAAUUCGCAGCUGCAGGUUGCUGCAUCUUUGGAAGAGCAGGCUUUCACAGAAGCAUGGGGUCAAAAAGCAAAGGCUCUCUUCAGUGAUGCUCUCAUGGACACCUUCGUUAACCCAGACCUGAAGAAACUCAUCAGUAAGAUUAAUGUUCUGGGACCCGCCAAUCUCCCAACCGCAGAGAGAGAGCGGUACAAUACCAUUCUGAGCCAGAUGGACAGCAUCUACUCAAAGGCACAGGUGUGUCCCCCUGCAGAGAAAUGCUGGUCUUUGGAGCCUGAGCUCACAGAUAUCAUGGCUACUUCAAGAAGCUAUAAAAAGCUUUUGUAUGCCUGGGAAGGCUGGCACAAUGCUUCAGGGGUUCCACUUAGAUCCCUCUACCCUCAGUUUGUGGAGCUCAGCAACAGCGCAUCAAAGAUGGACGGCUUUAAAGAUACAGGCGAUUACUGGCGUUCCUGGUACGACUCUCCAACCUUUGAGCAAGACCUAGAGACUCUGUUUAAACAGCUGGAACCUCUCUACCAAAACCUGCACGCCUUUGUCCGCAGAAAGCUCUACGACUACUACGGUUCUAAAUACAUCAACCUCAAGGGUCCCAUCCCCGCCCACCUCCUGGGCAACAUGUGGUCACAAACGUGGAACAACAUCUACAACAUGAUGGUCCCUUUUCCUGACAAGCCCAGUAUAGAUGUGACACACACAAUGGUUGAUAAAGGUUAUAAUGCUACUCAUAUGUUCCGGGUGUCCGAGGAGUUCUUCACCUCUCUGGGUUUGAUCGAAAUGCCUCCUGAGUUUUGGGACAAGUCCAUGCUGGAGAAACCCACUGAUGGAAGGGAUGUGGUCUGCCAUGCCUCUGCCUGGGACUUCUACAACCGCAAAGACUUCAGAAUCAAACAGUGCACCACUGUGACCAUGGAGCAGCUUUUCACCGUGCAUCACGAGAUGGGCCAUAUUGAAUAUUACCUUCAGUACAAAGACCAGCCGGUCAGCUACCGUGGUGGAGCCAAUCCUGGCUUCCAUGAGGCUGUAGGGGAUGUGCUGUCUCUGUCUGUGUCCACACCCAAACAUCUCCACACCAUCGGACUCCUGGACCAAGUGACUGAUGAUGCUGAGAGUGACAUCAACUACCUGUUGAAGAUGGCUUUGGAAAAGAUCGCCUUCCUUCCUUUUGGAUACCUCAUUGAUCAGUGGCGCUGGGGUGUGUUUAGUGGUCAAACACCACCUGAACGUUACAACGCAGAAUGGUGGUACCUCAGGUAAAAAAACAACAAAAAAAAUCUC
Labeo rohita (rohu) is the source of this 1629-nucleotide messenger RNA. RefSeq names its product angiotensin-converting enzyme. Gene Ontology annotation, molecular function: peptidyl-dipeptidase activity; metallopeptidase activity. The transcript has 9 exons. NCBI's taxonomy places the organism in Eukaryota, Metazoa, Chordata, Actinopteri, Cypriniformes, Cyprinidae. The coding region runs from base 160 to 1608 and encodes 482 amino acids. Gene Ontology annotation, biological process: proteolysis. The record is from RefSeq and is a predicted model, not a curated record. Gene Ontology annotation, cellular component: plasma membrane.